GACAUCUGGUCAGUCUGAAUCCUCAGUGUCUUCUGCAGGUUCCCACACCACGGGACCUGGGAGCUCUACCACUACUGGUCUGUCUGAAUCCACAGUGUCUUCUGAUGGUUCCCAUACCACAAUUCCCUUAUCCUCCCCAACCACUUCUGGUCUGUCUGAAUUCACCAUGUCUCCUGAGGGUUCCCUCACCACACGCCCUGGGAGUUUUGCCACUACUUCUGGGUGGUCUGCAUCUAGUGUUUCUUCUGAGAGUUCCCACACAGGAGUUGCUGAGAGCUCUACAGCCCCAUCUAGCACUGGAGAGAUAUCUUCCAGCUCAUCUGGUUCAGUACAGUCUACCACUUCUGUCACUCAGAAAUCCACAGAUCACAACACAAUAUCUGAUUUUUCUCAAGUCACGGACUUGCCUACAUCGACAACUUCUCAAGAGGAUGGAAGUCCUGUGUCCACUUCAAGUCCAGCUGAAUCCAUUACCUCCUCCUCUGGUGAUGAAGAAAGGACCACGUAUUCUACUCCUGAAGCCACUGUGUCCACAAUAGUCUCAGCACCAUCAACAGAUACAGUCUCCUCUUACACCUCAACAUUUUAUAUACCUUCAAACUCUGAGGGACUUUCUACCACUACCUCCAGGACUGGACUCAGUACAACAACAAUUACUGAGAUAUCCUCUGUCCUUUCAACCAUUUCUGAAUCUUCUAUGUCAGCUUCCUAUCCCAGCCAUAGUAGUAGCCUAGCUUCCUCUUCAAUUCCCAGCCUGCUGUCUACCACCCCCUCUGUCUCCACACAGACAAUCACAGGCCUCACAGAGGGACUCACUCUUGCUACUUCCACCCCUGAUUCAUCAAAACCUACAGGCACCUUGAGCAGCACUGUUACUGCAGAGAAUGAAAUUUCUGCUUCAACAUCAAGGCCUGGAGAAUCCUUAACCACUUCCACUGGUGAUGGACACAUGACCACAUCUUCUUCUCUGGGAUCCACUCUCUACACCAGCUCCUCAGAUGGGUCCUUGCCAUCAUUCUCUACCCAUUCUUUGCACAGUACAAAUGGUGCAAGUCCUUCCUCAUCAAGCCCCAGUGAGACCUCCACCCACACUGUGGUCUCACCACACACCACCACGACUGCCAAAGAGGAGUCGACUUCUGGUUUUUCUUCUCCUGUGGCCUCCACUUCACCUGGCUCCACUGGAACUCCAGUCCCUGGAUACCGUACCACUUCAACCCUGCAACCCCCGUUCACUAGGACACAGACAACUGUAAGGACAACCCACUCUUCAACUACGACACCAUUGCAGUGCUACAAUAACGCCACUUGGAAUGGAAAAGAAUGUGUCUGUGCCCAAGGCUACUUUGGUUACCAGUGUAAAGACGUCAGGGAAUACUUUUUCAUAGAGACCCCCCAAAAAAUCAAUGCCACUAUAGACCUGAGAGUGAAAGUGACUAACAGGAAUUUCACAGAUGACCUAAAUGACAAAUCCUCUGAUUCAUACAAGAACUUCGUUCAAGUAUUCAAGAGUCAGAUGGAUAAAGUUUACAGGGGCAACAACUUUCCCCAAUACAGAGGCGUGAAUGUCAUAAGACUGCUUCCUGGCAGCAUCGUGGUGGAACAUGAAGUCAUCAUGGAGGCCAACUAUACUUCGGGGUACCUGGAGCUGUUUGAAAACCUCACUAAGAUUGUAAAGGCCAAGAUUAUGAAUGAGACCACACAGCUACACGGGAAUUCUAAAGACUGCAAAAACCUCUCACUUCUGUGCUACGAUGAGACGGCCACCAUCGUGAACCCCGUGAAGGUCGGCUUUGACCCGCAAGAGCAAUGCACCAAGAAUUCUGCGAAGGAAUUCGCCCAGUUCUACUACAUAGAGGAGCUGGAUGGGAAGCUGGCUUGUGUGACCAAGUGCACUCCAGGGACGAAGUCUGAAAUGGACUGUCACCACGGCACGUGCCAGCUGCAGCAAAGCGGCCCCCGUUGUCUAUGCCUGAACUCAGACACACACUGGUACUCGGGGGAGACCUGUGAAUCCAGCACCAGCAAGAGCAUGGUAUAUGGGAUUGUGGGGGCCGUGGGGGCGCUCCUGGUGGUCUUGGUGGUGGUCCUGAUCCUCCUACUCGGCCGAUCCCAGAGAAAACUGCACAGGCAAGAGCACGACAUGUCUCGAGAGUGGCAAGAUGCAGGCUACCCUGGCAGUUUUGAGAACACAAGCGUCUGGGAAGGUGAGGAUCUGAAGGGGGACACAUUUGGCCUUGAAAACAUCUACAGAAACUUCCAGCCCUCCUUGGGGAGUGUGGACCCCACUACAGAGCUCCACAUUCAGAAGCCCACAGUGGUGACCACUGCUCCGUGACGGGGACAGGGACUGCCACCCCUCACUCAGAUAUGGGUGAUGAGGCUGCGGCCAGCAGAGCCCUCCACGGCCCCAGGCUGCCAAGAGGAACCUGAAGUCUGAAGUCGUCAGGCCCGAGGAUGACCCUCUCAGGGCGAGCGGGCUUGCCCCGUCGUCACUGCUGUGCUCCCUCGCCCUCCAGCCAGGAGCCCGGAGGCAUCUCGUUUACUCCACUGGUGUUUACUCCACUGGUUUACUCCACUGGUGUUUACUCCAAUGGUUUACUCCACUGGUGUUUACUCCACUGGUUUACUCCACUGGUUUACUCCACUUGUGUUUACUCCACCUGUGUUUACUCCACUUGUGUUUACUCCAAUGGUUUACUCCACUUGUGACACCCAUGCGGGAAUUUCCUGCCAAUAAAG
Molecule: messenger RNA, 2742 nt
Organism: Capra hircus (goat)
Lineage: Eukaryota; Metazoa; Chordata; Mammalia; Artiodactyla; Bovidae
Product: mucin-12-like
Exons: 11
Coding region: 167-2338 (723 amino acids)
Source: RefSeq, a predicted model, not a curated record